AUGGAAUCUGCGCUGUCGCUCUCCACUGUACAUCUGCACCUGAACACAAACAGGUACGAUGACAGCAGUGGUUGCAACAGCUGGGGCAGCCACCCGGAUGAUCCCAACGCCCCGCCAGUCAAUCACACGUUCCCAGUUUAUGGCCGACUGAACAGCGCCCUGCUGGGUGUAUCGCUAGGCUUCCUCUCCCUCCUCACUAUCAUAAUGAACAUGCUUGUUCUUUACGCCGUGAAAAGAGAGAAGAGCUUGCACACAGUCGGUAAUCUGUACGUCAUAAGCCUCUCGGUGGCCGAUCUCAUCGUCGGCACCAGUGUGAUGCCACUCAACCUGGUGUAUCUGCUGGAGGACGAAUGGAAGUUGGGCAGGGCUGUCUGUCAAUUUUGGCUGAUUAUGGAUUAUGUGGCGAGUACAGCAUCAAUUUUUAGCUUGUUUAUCCUCUGUUUGGAUAGGUACCGCUCUGUCAGACACCCGCUGAAGUAUCUGAAGUAUCGAACGAGAGGGAAAGCAAGCAUAAUGAUAUCCGCAGCCUGGCUGCUGUCAAUGUUGUGGAUUUUCCCCAUUUUAGGAUGGAGGUCCUUCACCCAUGUAGAACUUAAACCCGAAGAAGAGAAAAAGUGUGACACAGAUUUCCGCUUUGUCACAUGGUUUAAAGUUAUUACCGCUGUCUUCAAUUUUUAUGUACCCUCUGUUUUGAUGCUAUGGUUUUACACACACAUCUACUUAGCAGUAAGGCAACAUCUGCGAGACAGAGAGAGGAUCAUUCAUCCAACAGAUUCAUUUGAGGAAAAGAACAAUCAGGAAAAUGAUAGGUCAUCAAAUGACUCCAAAUCUGCCGAAAAGGAAUGUGAGGUUCCAGUUAAACUUUUAAAAAGGCAGCUUGACCAGAAACUUCUAGAGCAGACUUAUUCUCUUGAGGAAUUUGAUAAAACUAAAAGUUCUCUUUCUAGAUCACACCGAAAAAUUGGUGCACAGUGUCCGGAACAAGGUUUGCUUGACAUGAAAACAAAGGAAUACAGAGUGACUAUAAAACCAGGAAGCAAUUCCUUAUCCCCUGAAGAGAAGAGCCCAGAUACUGCAAUUCCACUAAGUUCAGCUUCCUUUCAACCAGAAAAUGUUGGUUCAGAAGGAAACCAACAAUCAUCUUUAAAAGAAUGUCACAUCACAGUGCCAAACACGGUAAGAGGUGCUUGCAAUAUCAGCCAGGUGGAGAGGUACACAUCUGUGCUUUGCAACAACGACGACCCUAGCCGGUCUGUGCCCUGGUCCAAGGUGGCCGAUGACGCCGAGCUGGACCCGGCGAACGAGGGGACUCUGAGGCAGACGUGGCAAAGGUUCAUCGAACACUCCCGUGAGAGACUCCACAGCCUGAGGAUUCACAAGGAGCACAAGGCGGCCAGGCAAUUGGGCUUCAUCAUUGCAGCUUUCAUGCUAUGUUGGAUACCGUACUUUAUAGCCUUCAUGGUCAUGGCGUUCUGUAGAGAUUGCGUGCACCAUGACCUGCACAUGUUCACCAUAUGGCUGGGUUACAUCAACUCCACCCUCAACCCUUUUAUAUACCCGUUGUGCAAUAGGAAUUUUAAACGAGUCUUCAAAAAUAUUCUGCACAUAAAUUUGUGA
Phycodurus eques (leafy seadragon) is the source of this 1617-nucleotide messenger RNA. RefSeq names its product histamine receptor H1 (gene hrh1). The record is from RefSeq and is a predicted model, not a curated record. Gene Ontology annotation, biological process: positive regulation of vasoconstriction; regulation of vascular permeability; adenylate cyclase-activating adrenergic receptor signaling pathway. Gene Ontology annotation, molecular function: histamine receptor activity. Gene Ontology annotation, cellular component: membrane. NCBI's taxonomy places the organism in Eukaryota, Metazoa, Chordata, Actinopteri, Syngnathiformes, Syngnathidae.